Molecule: messenger RNA, 1170 nt
Organism: Recurvomyces mirabilis
Lineage: Eukaryota; Fungi; Ascomycota; Dothideomycetes; Mycosphaerellales; Teratosphaeriaceae
Gene: CRH1
Product: transglycosylase
Exons: 2
Coding region: 1-1170 (389 amino acids)
Biological process (GO): fungal-type cell wall organization; carbohydrate metabolic process
Cellular component (GO): fungal-type cell wall
Molecular function (GO): glycosyltransferase activity; hydrolase activity, hydrolyzing O-glycosyl compounds
Source: RefSeq, a predicted model, not a curated record
AUGUUCGCACUCAGAGACUUCCUGGCCAUGAGCUUACCUUUGCGCAUUGCGACGCUUACUACCUUGUCCGCAUUACUAUUUGCGCAGCCGUCGAUACAACAGACGUACACGAAAUGCAACCCAACAGCACAAGGCGGAUGUCAACCCGACCCAGCGUUGGGCACAUCAAUAACAGCGGACUUCAGGAGCGGCGCUUCGAAUCAGUUCACAUCCUCUGGUAACGUCGCAUACAGCUCAAAUGGUGCAGCUUUUACCGUCGCCAAAUCGGGCGACUCGCCAACGAUCGAAUCGAACUGGUACAUCAUGUUUGGCAAGGUCUCUGUGACGAUGAAGUCAGCCCCGGGGACUGGUAUUGUCAGUUCAAGCGUACUGCAGUCAGAUGAUCUGGACGAGAUAGAUUGGGAAUGGGUCGGAGGAGCCAAUGAUCAGGUGCAGAGCAAUUACUUUGGAAAAGGUCAGACGACAACAUACGAUCGAGCGGCUGUGCAUGCUGUCACCAACACGCAAGGGCAAUGGCAUACAUAUACGAUCGAGUGGACGGAACAGCAAAUUGUGUGGCAGAUCGAUGGAACGACGGUACGAGUGCUUGGCUUCAACGACGCACAUGGGCAAUACCCACAAACUCCUUGCAAGGUCAAGAUUGGUAGCUGGUCCGGCGGCGAUCCCUCAAACCCUCAAGGCACGAUCGCCUGGUCUGGAGGAGUCACGAAUUACGCAGCUGGUCCUUUCACGAUGUAUGUUCAGAACAUUGCUGUGACCGACUACUCGACCGGCAAACAAUACACCUAUGGCGACAUGAGCGGUAACUGGCAAUCCAUUGAAUCGACUGGCGGGAGUGUGAACGGCAACAUCGGCGCUGCAUCUGGUACCGACACUGCAGCACCAGCUAUUACUUCGACUUCGUCCGGCAAUGUGAUACCGUUCGAUGGCACACACGCCGACUGCUCAACAUGUACCGCUCCCGGUUCCGGAGGCUGGACCGUCUCGACCGUCACAAGCGCCUCUGUGACAUACACCACAUACCCCGGCCUCCCAUCUGGAUGGACCGUGAAUGGUUCCGGAAAAGUCGUGCCUCCUAGUGCUGCACCUGUCAUCGACGUCCCAAUCCGCCUCGCCUGCAUUAUCGCCGGCGGCCUCACCGCUGGUUUCUUGUUCGGCUUCCGGAUAUGA